AUGACGCCUUCAAACCUCAUGUUCGCGGACCAAGCCAGGAGGCUGACGGCUAAGGAGAAAAACAAGCUGAGAAAACCGCUGAUCGAAAAAAUGCGGAGAGACCGAAUGAAUAGCAGCAUUGAGCAGCUGAAACAGCUGUUGGAAAAAGAAUUGCAAAGCCAGCGGGCUGGUUCGAAGCUGGAGAAGGCCAACAUCCUCGAAAUGGCCGUCAGCUACCUGAAGCAUCAGAACCGGACGCAGGGUGCAGCUCCGGGAAAGGAAACGUUAUCUCAGCCAGCCCGUAGAAAUCAGCAAAGAUUUGAGGUGCAGGCAGAAAACGCAUUCGCCAUCUCUGUUAAGAUAUGA
This is a messenger RNA of Thamnophis sirtalis, 345 nucleotides long. The record is from RefSeq and is a predicted model, not a curated record. NCBI's taxonomy places the organism in Eukaryota, Metazoa, Chordata, Lepidosauria, Squamata, Natricidae.